This is a messenger RNA of Vicia villosa (hairy vetch), 1237 nucleotides long. RefSeq lists its product as uncharacterized. Bases 437 to 1138 code for a protein of 233 amino acids. The transcript is spliced from 2 exons. NCBI's taxonomy places the organism in Eukaryota, Viridiplantae, Streptophyta, Magnoliopsida, Fabales, Fabaceae. The record is from RefSeq and is a predicted model, not a curated record.
ACUAGUUAUAUUAUAUGCAUGAAUCAUUUCCAACUACUUAUUUUUCUUAAAAUGUUGAAAUAAUAUUUGGCAACAAUAAAGAAGACUUAAAGUUGAACUAUAUUGGAGGAAAAAGCAUGUGACAAAAGGGUGUGGAAAAUGUUUCCACUCUCACAUAGAAAAUCAUUGUAAAGUUUUGUAAUUUAGUGAAAAAGCUAGGGUUAUUUUUUUAAUCCUUAUAGCUUUUUUAUUAUUAGGACAACCAUCAAAAACAAGUCCACAUACAUUUUUCAUGAUGUGCACACAUUAUAUAUUGCCGUUGGUAUUUGCCAUAUAUAUAAUAAGAAGUGUGACAUUAACUCUAAGACAACACUUAUAUAAAGAGAGAAGAAGAAGAAGAAGAGGAACAAAGAAACUUAUAUAACAAACUAUAUACCUACUUAGGAGAAAAGCAAAGAUGGAAUGGAGAAAAUGCUAUUUGGAUGUGAUCUUGGUUCCUUUGGGUUUUCUAAUUAGCAUUGGUUAUCAUUUAUGGCUUUGGCAUAAGGUUAGAACUCAACCACAUACUACCAUUGUUGGCAUCAAUGCUAGUGGUAGAAGAAAUUGGGUUAAUGCUAUGCUGAAGGACAAUGAAAAGAAAAACAUCCUAGCUGUUCAAUCACUAAGGAACACAAUAAUGGGAGCAACCUUAAUGGCCACAACCUCAAUUCUACUAUGUUCAGGUCUAGCAGCAGUUAUAAGCAGCACAUACAGUGUGAAGAAACCACUCAAUGAUGCAAUUUAUGGAGCACAUGGAGAAUUCAUGGUAGCACUAAAAUAUGUCACACUCCUCACAAUUUUCCUCUUCUCAUUCUUCUGUCACUCUCUUGCAAUAAGGUUCAUAAAUCAAGUCAACAUUCUAAUCAACACACCACAAGAUCCUAUGUCACUUGUCACACCAGAAUAUAUUUUUGAGAUUUUGGAGAAAGGUUUCAUCUUGAAUGCUGUUGGUAAUAGGCUUUUCUAUGCUGGUCUUCCUAUGUUGCUUUGGAUCUUUGGUCCUGUUUUGGUUUUCCUUUGCUCUCUCACUAUGGCUCCUGUGCUUUACAAUCUUGAUUUUGUCUAUUCAACUGGGAAAGGAAACAUGAAUGUGGUGGAUCCAAAGGAGGAUUUUGUUUGAAUAUUUGUAAUAAUAUGUUUGACUAAAUAUAUAUAUGUAAUAUUAUUAUAAGCUUAUAUAUAUAUUAAGAAAAAAUGAAGAGACCCUUUUAAAUUUUAA